Messenger RNA from Arabidopsis lyrata subsp. lyrata, 465 nucleotides. RefSeq lists its product as uncharacterized. Bases 64 to 384 code for a protein of 106 amino acids. The record is from RefSeq and is a predicted model, not a curated record. The transcript has 3 exons. Lineage: Eukaryota; Viridiplantae; Streptophyta; Magnoliopsida; Brassicales; Brassicaceae. Gene Ontology annotation, molecular function: lipase activity. Gene Ontology annotation, cellular component: membrane.
CCAAUCUGCUUCAGCUUUGUUUGAGAUGUGUGGUUUUUUUAUUAAAAGUGUUGGUUUUUCGUGAUGUUGCAGACACCAGAGACUGGGAUUAAGACAAAGGAGUCUUAUGAGGUGAAUUCGAGAGGAGUUGAGAUCUUCUCCAAAAGCUGGCUUCCUGAAGCUUCUAGGCCUAGAGCUUUGGUUUGUUUCUGCCAUGGUUAUGGAGAUACUUGCACGUUUUUCUUCGAAGGAAUUGCAAGAAGAUUGGCAUUGUCGGGAUAUGGAGUUUUUGCUAUGGAUCCGGAAACAAAAAGUCUCAAAGUCGUUUCACCAUUUUGUGAAUUUACGAUGUUUCGGUUUACAAUGGAAGUGGAGGAAAACUAUAAUGGAAGUGGAAAGGUGUAGAGGCUAAAGAGACAAAUUUUAUGUAUUUUCUUAUUUUAUUUUUUGUAAAUAAACAAAUUUUAUGUAUUUUCUUAUUUUUUU